CGUGGCUUAAUAAUGCCUCUAGCAGCCCAGCGAGAAGGGUUGAUCUUCCUUACGUCUACAUUAGUUAAUGUGGUUUUCAGCCUAAAGCGAACUGAUUUGGACUGAUUGCGUUACAUUCCAGAAAUUAAAUGUAAUCUAGGAAAUAAAAAAGUGCAUUAACAGAUUGACAAUAGAAAGAAGGCUCCACCAUUCGUGCUGAGGAAUGUCCAGAUUGGUCCUGCUGCUGUUUAAAGACGGUGACGAGGAAUGGCCUUGCAGGCGUCCCCCUUUCCUAACAGGCUUGUCGCAGGCUUCCAUGCAGUCGGGUGGGCGUUAGUCCUGCCUUGUUUCUGGAGCCUUAGCCACAUCAUUGCUGUGUGCAAAUCCACUACCCAGGAGCAAGCUCAAAGGGCGGAGCAGGAGUGCUACCUUCACCCUCUCAAAGUCUUUUUUGGCUUCAUUUUCUUCCUGAUUCUUUUUGUCAUCACGGUCCCUUUGGCCUUUCUGGGCUUCUUGCUCUGGGCGCCUCUUCAGGGCUGCCGACGGCCGUUUUACUACCACAGAGAGGCCCCGUCUUCACCAGAGAGGGAGUCGCAUAAAGGCUUUGAGCUAGAGGGCAGGGCUUCGUUCGGUUUUGCCACAGCAAAUUUGUGUCUUCUGCCAGAAGGUCUGGCUCGUUUCAACAACCUGGGAAACACUCAUCGAAGAGCUUCUGCCAUCGGUCAGCGCAUUGUACAGGGCGUGUGUCGGCCCCAUAUCAAGAUCUACGUGGACUCGCCCAGUAGCUGUGGUACGCUCAGCCCCUCAAACAGCACCCUCCCUGCACCCAACUCCAAAAGAGAGGCUUCUGCAGGUAGGCAGUCACAGCCACCGGCCAGUCGCCACGGCGACUCAACAGAAAGACCGGUCCGUGUGGUUCCUGAAGCCUGCGAUGAAACAGAAGUUCUGCUGAGUGAAACGCCCAAUUCCAAUCAGAACUCGAACCAGCAGGAUAAGACACGCUGCAGGAGUGCCCCCCGCGCCUUCCUCUCCCAGGGUCUGCAUCAGAAAGACGACGUCCCGUGGGAGGUCUCGUCGUUGUUUCCGCCGAAUAUCGAUAUUUUGUGCUUGGAGGAAGUGUUUGAUAAGAGGGCGGCCCAGAAGCUCACCAAUAUCCUGAAACCUGUUUUUGGACACAUACUGUAUGACAUUGGUGUGUAUGCCUGCCAACCCCCAUGUAGGUGCACUUCUUUUAAGUUCUUCAACAGUGGCCUGUUCCUUGCAAGCAGGUUCCCGAUACUUAAGGCCCAGUAUCAUUGGUUCCCCAACAGCAGAGGAGAAGAUGCUCUGGCUGCCAAAGGCCUCCUCUCUACUAAGGUACUAAUUGGGAAGAACCAAAAGCAGAAUAAGGUGGUCGGUUACUUUAACUGCACGCAUCUUCAUGCUCCAGAAGGUGAGGGGGAGAUUCGCUGCCUGCAGUUGGACAUGGUCACCAAGUGGAUUGGAGACUUUCGGGAAGAAAACAAACAGCCAGAUGAAGAGGUUGUUUUUGAUGUUCUAUGCGGGGAUUUCAAUUUCGACAACUGUUCGCCUGACGAUCAUCUGGAACAGAAUCACCAUCUGUUUGAGGAGUACAGAGACCCAUGCAGAGCAGGACCUGGAAAGGAGAAGCCCUGGGUUAUUGGUACUCUUCUGGGGCAGCCCACUUUGUAUGAUGAGGAUGUGAACACCCCGGAAAAUCUACAAAGAACGCUGGAAAUAGAUGAGCAGAGGAAACAGUACAUUUCUCCUCCUGUUCCGGCUGCUGGUUCUCCACUGGUUUAUCCAGAGACCGGUCAACCAUGGAUCGGCCGAAGGCUGGACUACAUUCUUUACCGUGAACGCUCCAUCUCAAAGCACUGCAGAACAGAAAUUGAAGAGGUAACUUUUAUAACACAUCUGGCUGGACUUACGGACCAUAUUCCUGUGGGCUUGAGACUGAAUAUUAUUAUGGACUCUGACUGUGUAGAAGAAUGAUGACAAUCAAGCAAUGUUUACAACAAAUUCUAAAAUGUUCUCAGGUGUGAAAUGUUUUGCAUGCUUAAAUUUUGUAUGUUUGGUGAUCGAACCUUUUUAUGGAUGAUUUAAAGUUCCUUUAACCCUAGCUAAGAAAAAAUUGUACAAAACAUGUAUAUCUAGACAUAUAGAUAUCUAAACAAAAAAAGGACAUGUGUUUAACAUAUUUUCAAAAAUAAUGUUGAUGGUUUACUAUAUUUUAUAUAUUUUUAGGAUUUUGCACACCUGCAAUUUUUCCUAUGGAAAUAAAAUUUAAAAACAAAAACUAUUUUAAUCUUCCACUAAGUGUUGAGUUGUCCUUGAAUACAGCAGGAGGAAAAUACAAAAUAAAAUGCCAAAGAAAUUGUAGAAUAAUCAAUAAAAUAAUAGAAUAAUCGUGUGUUCACAA
Oryzias latipes (Japanese medaka) is the source of this 2401-nucleotide messenger RNA. RefSeq names its product sphingomyelin phosphodiesterase 5 (gene smpd5). Gene Ontology annotation, biological process: sphingomyelin metabolic process. The record is from RefSeq and is a predicted model, not a curated record. Lineage: Eukaryota; Metazoa; Chordata; Actinopteri; Beloniformes; Adrianichthyidae. Gene Ontology annotation, cellular component: extracellular region; cytoplasm. Gene Ontology annotation, molecular function: sphingomyelin phosphodiesterase activity.